Molecule: messenger RNA, 7996 nt
Organism: Scatophagus argus
Lineage: Eukaryota; Metazoa; Chordata; Actinopteri; Scatophagidae
Gene: prtga
Product: protogenin homolog a (Gallus gallus)
Exons: 19
Coding region: 212-3802 (1196 amino acids)
Biological process (GO): axon guidance; cell-cell adhesion
Cellular component (GO): axon; plasma membrane
Molecular function (GO): protein binding
Source: RefSeq, a predicted model, not a curated record
UCUCAGUGGCCCAGAGCUAACGCUAGGUGGCGUCGGACAGAAAGAUUCAUUCUCACCAGCGGACCCUGAUUCACUGACCACGUCCAUCCCAGAGGUGGGAAACUAAACUCCAGCAGCUCCCAGCACCAGCCGUGCUCUUCAGUAGCAGCGCGGCUCACGAGGAAGAAACAACUAUGAGAGAGUAGGUAGCAUGCACGGACAAUUCACGUAAAUGGCGCCUUUCAAAAGGAGAUUAUAUCAGCGCUUGCUGGUCUUUGUCGUUUUUCUUCCAAUCUCAGGUGUUUUAUGCUUUAGCGAGUUAUUUUUCAUCAAGGAGCCACAUGACGUCACUGUCAUGCGGCGAGAUGCUGUUAUUUUGGACUGUCAGGCGCAUGGAGAGUCACCCAUUGACGUCAGAUGGCUGAAGAAUGGAGUAAAAGUGGUGGAGAACGAACGGGUGUACCUGCUCUCCAAUGGAUCGCUUUAUAUUUCAGAAGUGGAGAGCAGAAGAGGAGACAAAUCAGAUGAAGGGCUCUAUCAGUGCCUCGCUCAGAACAAAUACGGUGCAAUCCUGAGCCAGAAAGCUCAUCUUACAAUCGCAAGUAUCUCCUCUUUUGCAAUGCAACCGACAUCAGUAGUGGUGACACAAGGAUCAGUUGCUAGGUUUUCCUGCAAAAUCAGUGGACACCCUCCUCCAAUCAUCACUUGGGAGUUUAAUCGGGUCACAUUACCCCUUGCCACUGAAAGAAUCACAGUCCUGCCCAAUGGUGUUCUUCAGAUCCAUGGAGUGCAGCGAGGAGAUGCAGGAAAUUACCGCUGCAUCGCCACCAACAUUGCCAGCCGCCGCCGAAGUACGGAGGCCACCCUCACUGUCACCCCAGCCACCAGCCUCCAGCUUCCCCAGAGGCCACGCAUCAUCACUGGGCCACAGAACAUUUCAGUGUCCCUGCACCAGAAUGCUCUCCUGGAGUGCAUGGCCACAGGCAACCCACGACCCAUCAUCUCCUGGAGCCGAGCCGACAGCAAGUCUAUUGAUGUUUACAACACCAAAGUGUUGGGAAAUGGGAACCUCAUUAUCACAGACAUUAAGCCACAGCACGGAGGAGUUUAUAUGUGCAGAGCCACCACUCCUGGCACGCGAAACUAUACUGUUGCUUCAGCCAAUGUCACUGUGUUAGCCCCCCCUUCCUUGGUUGAGUGGCCGGAGAGUCUGACCCGUCCACGUGCCGGCACAGCCCGCUUUGUGUGCCAAGCUGAAGGAGUACCAACACCUCAAAUCACUUGGCUCAAGAACGGAGAGAAAGUUCAUUCCAAUGGUCGCAUAAAGAUGUACAACAGCAAACUGGUCAUCAAUCAGAUCAUCCCUGAGGACGACGCCAUCUAUCAGUGCCAGGCAGAGAAUGAGCAGGGAUCAGUCCUCUCCAUGGCAAGGCUCAUUGUGGUGAUGUCUGAGGAUCGGCCAAGUGCCCCCAGGAAUAUCCGAGCUGACACUGUGUCAAGCUCAGCCAUCCUUCUGGCUUGGGAGAGGCCUCUGUAUAACUCUGAUAAAGUUAUUGCUUACUCAGUGCAUUACAUGAAGGCUGAAGGAUUAAACAACGAGGAAUAUCAAGUUGUCAUUGGAAACGAUACAACUCGCUUCAUUAUCGAUGACCUGGAGCCGGCUUGCAACUACACCUUCUACGUUGUGGCCUACAUGCCCAUGGGGGCCAGUCGUAUGUCGGAUCAUGUGUUCCAGCACACCCUCGAGGAUGUUCCCCUCCGCGCCCCUGAGCUCAGCCUCACCAGCAACAGUCCCAUGGACAUCCAGGUGUCUUGGCAACCCCUUCCAGACAAACUGAGUCGUGGCCGAGUCUCUGCCUAUCGCUUAUCCUAUCGCACCAGUGCUGAGAAUACAGUCUCACAGGUAGAGCUACCUGGGGACAAGACCCAGCAUCUCCUGGAAAACCUUCAGCCUGACACCAUCUACCUCCUUCGUAUUGUUGCUGCCACCAGCGUAGGAUGGGGAGAGCAGUCUGCCUGGACGUCCCACCGCACCCCGAAGGCAUCCAGUGCUCGAGUUCCUCUGGCUCCUGAGCUGCAUUUGGAACCUUUAAACUGCACCACUGUUUUGGUGCGCUGGCAGCUGGCACCCAGGAACUCAGCCAGUGUGCAAGGCUACAGACUCUUCUACCAUGAGGAAAGCCAGUCAGAGAGUGCCCCGGUUCAGCUGAGUGCCACGGAGAAUACACGCACUAUUGGUGGUCUUGACCCAAGGAAGAAGUAUCACAUCAAGCUUCUGGCUUAUAAUUUUGUCGGAGAUGGCUAUCAGGCAGAUCGGACUAUCAGCACCCCUGGAUGUGUCUCUGUCAGAGAUCGCCUGGUGCCACCUCCACCUCCUCCACAUAACGUGUACGCCGAGACCAACAGUUCCACCUCCGUAUUUCUGCACUGGGGUCGACCAGCCUUCACCUCCAGUCAUGCAAUUAACUACACUGUCCGCUGCAACCCAGUAGGCCUGCAGAACGCCUCCCUGGUGCUGUACUUGCAGACGAGUGAGCAAAGCCUCCUUGUGCGAGAUCUGGAGCCCAACACCAAGUAUGAAUUCGCCAUCCGCCUUCACAUCGACCAGCUGUCCAGCCCCUGGAGCCCUGUGGUUUAUCAGAGCACUUUCCCUGAUGCUCCCACUGUGCCCCCUUGCAAUGUGAAAGUGACUUUAAUUGAAGAAGACACGGCGCUGGUUUCAUGGAAACCCCCAGAUGAACUCAACGUGGCUGUGACACAUUACACAGUGCUGUACGCCUCCAGACACUCCUGGAUAGCUGGGGAGUGGCAAGUGCUGCAAAGAGAAGGGAGCAUCACCAUGGCUCUGCUGGAGAACCUGAAGCCUGGCCAGGUUUACUUGGUGAAAGUUUCUGCCUCGAACAUCAUGGGUGAUGGUCCGUUUUCUCAUACGGUGGAGCUGACCGUACGAGCAGAUCUCUCCUCGAGUCACGACCCUCGGCUCACCCGUGGCUCCACACACUCCACAGCCUUUUCUGAUGGCUUCUACCACCUGGACCAAAAGUCAAUGACAGGGAUCACUGUGGGAGUCUGCAUAGCUCUCAUCUGUAUCAUCAUCUGUGCUUUCAUUAUUGUCUGCAGAGGCAAAAACAGGAAAUUUUCAGCUGUUAAAAUGUACAGAGAUGGAGUGAGCUCACCUGCCUCAGCUGCAGGACAUCAGGGCUCUGAGAGACAAGCUGAAGAUGCUGAUGUGACCAUGCCAAUGAUGAGUCAAACCCAUUUCAUUGAUACCAAGGGUGGAACAGAUCUUAUCAUCAAUUGUCUUGGUCCCAUUCAGCCCAGCACUGAGAAGAAAGAGAAAUGGUUUUCGUUCAGCAGUAAUGUGAAAAAGGACAGUAAAGCAGUGCAGAAUUUGAGACAUGGAGUCGCCUCCUACCAGCCUGGUACCACAGUGUUGACCUUUGAAGAGGAGCUGUCCUUGUCUCCAGACCAGCCCAUCACCAUGCAGGCCCUCCUCUGGCGUCCCGGUGACACAGAGGGCUCCUCCAACAGCGAGGAAAGCCACGCCACUGGCGACUCUGGUCGUUACUCUCACGAUGAGACGGAGAUGACCAACCUGUCGUCUGGUCCCAGCAGUCGCCCACCGUCUCUGACGGCGGAGGACAGCGGAGACUCGGACUUCAGCAGCCCCACCGAAGAACCAGGCGAGCUGCUGGAGGAAAGUCAGACUGACAUGAAGUUUACUGAGUCCAUCGAGAACAGCUGCUGUAAUCGUGAAGCGCAGAGCGACUCUCAGUCUGCACUUUCUCUCCAAGUGUGUGGGCAUGUGCCUGAGUGUGUCUGAAACCGUGUGUGUGUGAGUGUGUGUGAGUGAAGGGUGAAGUGUGGUGUACUUCCAAAAAAGUCAACCAGUAUUGAAGUGGAACAACUGAGCAGAUCACGUCAUAGAAGUAUCUGCAUAUUCCCUGCAGCUUCGCAUGUGUUCAUGUAGAGGGAGCUGAAAAAAUAUAUAAUUUAACAUUUUGAGAAAUAGACUCAUUUACCUUCUGGCAGAGAGUUAGAUGAGAGGAUCGAUGACCCACGCUUUUGUCUGUUAAAUACAAGGCUACACUCAGGAGGAGCUGUAGCUUAGCUUAGCACAGAGGUUAGAGAAGGGGGACACAGCUCUCCUGCCUCUGUCCAAAAGGAAUAAAAUCUGCCCACCAGCAUCUCUGAAGCUCACUCAUUAAGAUUGUCUUGUUUAUUUAAUUUGUACAAAAACCAAACAAAAAAAAAAACAAGUUGUGGUAUAUUUCUUAAAGACCUCUGAUUUCCUGAAGUCUCCACUGAUUGCAUGGCAACAUGGUAUAAUUUCCAGUAUAAUUUCCAGCUGGUAACCUUUGUUGCAUGUCAUACUUCAGUUGCACAACUCUCUGUAAAAGUGAUGAAUUGUGGUUUUUAAAGUUCUGUGUUUGCAGAGGUUAAACAAACAAGAUAAAGCGUGUUAAUAAGUGAACUGUAGAGAUGUUUUGUUGCCAGAUAUGAGAGUGGUAUGUAUUUUCUCUUCCCAAAAUGUCGAACUAAUCCUUUAAUUGUGUUGCUGCCACUUAGAGAAACAGGAAAUACACACCCUCAGGAAACCACAAAGGAUGACACAGGAGGGGAAAUGAUAUAUAUUCUCUGCACAGCUAUCAAGCUAAGGACACAUUUGACUAAAAUUCAUCCACACGACCUCCUGCAGUUAUUUUCCACUGCAAGUGUACCACAGGCCUGAAUGUAACUGUGUGUGUGUGUGUGUGUGUGUGUGUGUGUGUGUGUGUGUGUGUGUGAGGGAGAGAGAGAGAGAGGUGUAAAGAAACAAAGAGAGACCCGUUUUUUAACAUUUAUCUUUAUUCGUUAAAAACAUACAAUGAACAGGAAGCCAACAGAUUUCUUGAUUGAUAGAAGACGUUGGCAGGGAGCUUCAUUUGAUUUCUUUUGCUUCUGUUGUUCUCAUUCAAUGAAUGUCUUUUUUUUUUUCUUAAAUUUUAAAUUUGUGUGUGUAUGUUUUUGAAAAAAAAAAUCUCACCCGCCAUGAAUGUUUAAAAAUCCUGUCAAAAAUGUGACAAAAUUGACAUUUCUGACAUUAUUUAAGAGAGUUUAUCACUGGAGCGAAAGGGAAGUGUGAGUCCUUUUCACUGAUUAUCUACCUCAGUUUACCUCCGGGUAAACUUCCACUGUAUAUUUAAUAACUACUUAUACCUACGUUAUGUGAUGGGCUGCCUCAGUUACAUCACGUUUGAUACUUCCUGAUGACCUUCUUCUGAUUGUCACCCCACUUUGUUUUUUCCUCUUACUUUGUUCUGAUUUACGGAUGGUAAGGGCGCUGCAGCUUCCCUCUUUCGUUCCACCUGCUGUGUGGACUGAGUCAUGGAAUACACACAUGCAGCUUCUUAUUUAUCUCAUCAGACGUCGCUGAGCUGCUGAGCCAAUAUUAAUAAUAGUUUUUUUCUUCAAUUUGUCCAUUAUUGAGUAAUGGUAUGAAAAGACGGUAUAUGUCUGCUUUUGUUUUGUGCAUCGAUGUGCAGCUGCCCCUGCCAUUCCUGACUUAUACUACCUCGUUUAAGAAUUUAUUUUAUUGUCUUAUUGUUUUCCUAAACUCAGGGAACAAGGUUUAGUACAUCUGAAAAGUCAUGUAAUGUUACAUGCUGAAUUGACAGGGUAUCUUCUCAGUACUAAACCCUCAUAUUGUGUAAUUGCCUAAUAGAAUAUGCUAUGAAUGUAUCCCCGACAUUGUGUGCCAGUAACUCAGAUGUUUGUACAGCCCUCCGCCCUCUGUAGUGUCUCCUCAGGUGCUGUAACGUCUGUUUUGACAACAGACCCCUUUUGUUUAUUGACUUCUUGCUUUUGAUUCGUGUAAUGUUUCACACCAGAAGUGCUUGUAGUGGCAUGUCGGUACAGAAAAGCUUUAUGAUUAGCCUUAAUGUGGGAGAUGCCCCUCAGAUGCUGAAACUGAAGCCUAAUCUUUCUGAGGGAGAAGCUCCACAUGAGGAUGCAACACGUGAAGAAUGAUUGUAGUUAAAGCAAUGGAAGUGUUUAAUCAGAGAAAGUGAAGUAUUGAAUGAACACCAUGAAACGGUUUAAUUUGGGGGGGGAAAAAUCUAUAUUUUUAUUAGAAGAUAAUGUACUACUGAGUACACAGUGUAGUUACUUUUGUUCCUAGUAGUUUUUUUUUGUUUUUUUGGUUUUUUUUGCUUUGCCGUAGAAUAGAUAAAAAUUAGCACUUGUCUGCCAAGUAGUUUGUAUUAUCAGCCAAUGUGCAGCGGUGACUGUGAUGCUAUAACCCAAAGAGUUGUUUGCUACCUGAGUUUUAUUUUAGUCUCUCAACUAAUCUCUGGCAGAAGGUUACUGAGGAAUGUGAAAUAAUCUGAGCAGAUCAGACCAAAGAUGAAAUGCGGCCUUUGAGAUGAGUUGAGGCGCUGCUCCUCAAACGAAGCCUUGCACAUUAGUGGCCUUGACCCGCGACAGAAAGAGUGAAGAUAGUUGCAGGUUGGAACUCUGAGUAAGUGCCAGCAGGAUGCAUGGGCACUUAAUGACGAUGGAGUGACAAUUAAUAAUCAAUUUUAUGCACACGAAAUGAUCCUAUCACAGAGUCUCUCUAAAACUGUUGCAAGCAAACGUCUGUACAUUGUAGGUGAAAAUUAUAAGAGUUAAAUACAGUAUAUUAUAUUGAUUAGAAGUCUGCAUUGCAACAGUGCAGUCUUGUGUGAAUGUGCACCCACUGGUACUUAUAUACAAAGAGUUUCUAAAUGGGAGGUUUGGUUUUUUUUUAACAAGAUGUACAUGUGAAAUAUUCACAUUUCAUUCCUAUUUAUAGAUGUUUUGAAGAUAUCACAAAAAUAUUUCAUAUCACAAAGAUUGUAAAAUGGUCAGUGGGUGCACAAAUAUUUUCACAUUUCUGUAUUUUUAAUCAAGAGGACUCUACAGAGGAUUCAAUCAUGGGAAAGUUUGGGAUGAGAAGUGACACAAUCAGUUAAACUUCCUUUUGAAAAGCAAACAAAGUAAACCAAAGAGGUCACCGUUGCAUAUUGGCAAGAGAUCAGUUUAAAAGCAUCCUAUCUUUGUGUGAAAUGUUGUCAUUUUCAGUGUUCUCAUACUCAUUUUAUGACUGCAUAACGUGUCGUACUACGAGACAGCAGGAAGAAAACGUUACCCAGCGUCAUUUGUUUCCACAAAAUCAAGUUUUAAUCCUUGUCUGUUUUCUUUCAAGAAAGAGAAGGAUACAGAUUUCCAUUUCAACUUGAACCCUUUGGUGUAUUCAUAUAUCCUGUAUCGUCAGAGCCUUAAGGGCUCAGUUCAGACUCUGAAAACGGCUCUCAUGGUCAGGAAAUAAGAUGGCGUUCUGGAGACUGACCUCAUAUUUCACGAAAAACUGCAACUGUUUACCUGUUUCAACCUGUCAUAGUGAGUCGUACAGGUUCUGGAUCAGGCCUUUACAGCUCAUACAGGUGCAAGUUCUACCUCGAGUUUUUAUAAUCGUUAUAUUCCUGUGAUUGGUGCAGAUGCUAUAUGCUCAUUAAUGUCUGCACAACUGAGCCAAGCUGUACUAUCAUCAAACAAGGGACCGGGGACGUUGGUCUGCUGUCUUUCAUCUCAUAAAUGGUGUUACGUUGGAAUUACGUUCGUGUCCAACAAUGUGAACUGAACGGGGUAAGACGUAGCGUCUGUUCUGCCGAUGAUCUGACUCACUGUUCGUUCUCCUUUUUGCAGUAAUGUGGUGUUUGAAUAAUGUGAGGAGGAGCACUGCGGGUCAUUUACAGUCAAACUCAGGGGAGCCCACAGCUGCUCCUCCUCAAAGAGAAAGCAGGUUUCAAAAAGUCUUGAAAAUUGAAUGUACCUUUUUGUAAUUAUCAUGUUUUCCGGUAUUUUCUGUUCAUGUUUGUUAUAUUUUGUCGGAUUGUCUUUGUCAGCAAAAUCGCUUGAAAGUUGGUUUUGCCAAAAAUGUUUAGCUAGGAGAUUUUAGACAGUCAAUAAUUAUGGAAAAGUCUGAUUCUCAGUUUAAAUAAAAGUAGAAAAUUCC